Messenger RNA from Symbiodinium sp. CCMP2456, 1851 nucleotides. The record is from the annotation of a GenBank genome assembly. NCBI's taxonomy places the organism in Eukaryota, Dinophyceae, Suessiales, Symbiodiniaceae.
AUGCCGAACACUACGGAAGCCCCAUCCAUCGCCGCGGCCGUGUCCUUCGGCGCCAUCCUUGACGUGAAAGACAAGCACAGCCUUUAUGUAAGCAACCUCAGCGUCACUGUGACCGAAGACUCGCUGCGCGAGAUCUUCCGGCAUUGUGGGCCCUUGGACCAGGUGAUCUUCCGUACCUAUCCUGGUUCCUUGAAGUGGUAUGCGCAGCUUAACUUCCAAACGGCAGAUGGCGUCGUGCAGGCGAGUAAAAUGGAAGGGACCCCGAUCUGCGGCACUGGGAUCCGCUGCUCUGCCAUUGAUCCGACGUCCUAUGCGGCUAACGAUGUCCUUGCCCGUUUACAGGCCAAAGAAGAGGAGCUCGCGAACAAGGAAGAUCCCGAAGUCGCCAGGCAAGAGUGGCACAAGAAGCUGCGCGAGCAUGCAGAGGCGCGGACUCUGCGAACGGUGCACGUUUCUGGGCUGCCCGCGUCGACGACCCUGCAGGAGUUGCAGCGGCUUGGAGAGCAGUUCGGCAGCGUGGAGCAGCUUCGCCUGGAUCGUGAUGCGAAGGGUGCACCUUUCGGUCUCAUUCAGUUCAAGGAGCUCGGAAUCGCACGUGGCUGCUGUCUGAAGCGGACCUUCCUGGUAGACGAGAGCGUCGUUAUCUUUUCCGAAUCAAAAUCCGAGGUGAACUCGACAGAUAUUGAAGAAGCGACUGUUGAGUUUCGGCAUCCCUGUGUUGAUCGCGCCUUGGCAAGCGCGGGGACGGAGCCAAAGACUCAGCCGCAGGGCAAGUUCUGGGAUGAGCUGGCAGAGAAGCAGCGUCAGCUUUACAACCGCAAGCUUGAGAAGGUGCGUGCCACCGCUGAAGCCAUUCUUGGCCCAGGCAUAACUUCUUCUCCUCCACCUUCGCCUCCUGAGGAGGACGAUUUCUUCGCCUGGGCCAAGCAGGCCGCGGCGAUUUUCAACCCCGAAGCCGAGGAGCAGAGGGCAGAUGUUGCAGACAGUAAUCUCGAGGAGCGCCCUGCGGCUGCAGAGGAGCUGGGGCCUGUUGAUUUGGAAGAGCACCCGGACAUAGUUCCUGGUACAGAGCUGGCGGUGCUGGAGGACUCCUCCUCGGAAGAGAUCUCCGAGUCCUCAGCUGCCUCCGGCAUCGAGCAGGUGGGCGGGAAGUUUGCCGAUGGACCUCGAGCCCAGCGAAAACGGCGGGCAGCUCUGCGAAAAGAGCGGACACGAAGGCAACCGAAGGCAAAAUCCCUGGCCGCAGCUGCCAAGCUACCCAUAACGCCGGCGCAGUGGGCCGCGGCUGCCGCUGCUGCUCGAGCAGAGAGCGCUGAGAAGCUCAAGUCUCCAGCCCAGUGGGCAGCAGCACGUGCGAGGGCUCUUGAGAGGUUACAGGCCAAGACUCCGGGCAGCCAGCGUCGAAAAAGAGGCGUUACCGGCGAGGUGCAAGUCCUCGCAGAAACGCUCGAAGCAGAGGAGCCAGACACUGCAUCGGCAUUGGAUCUGACGCAGCCGAAACGAGCGCGAAACAAGCAGCUGUGUAUUCUGCGAACUGUGAGGAGCACAGGGGCCUCUUAUGCUUUGUGGUCGCAUGCGAAGCUGGCAUUGGCUGCAGGCCUUCCCUCCGAAGUGAUCGAUGCACUGCAGAGCGGGGAAGAAGCUCAGAAGGUGAGCGGCCGCUUGCGAAGAGACGAACAGGUAGCACUUCGUCUUUGUGAUGAGCUGCUCCAAGCAGGCAUGACGGUCAGCGAGGAGACUUACAGGGCUGCAGUGCAGCAGUUGGGGGAGCGCUGCACCUUCGAGGUGUCUGCGACAGUUGGCUUCUACCUGCUCCUCAUUAUUCUUCAGCAGAAACCGGUCAAGCACUGA